GCGUUCAUCAAAGGACAGUGAUUCUAAAAUCAAUUUAUAAUGUGUAAAUAACCUUGACAUAGGCAUAAAAGGCAAUUGAUACCGUGGAAAGAAACGCAACGGCACGUGUUUAUGUAUAAUUAGUAUUUUUAAACGGCUAAAAACAUCGCUGGGCAUUUUAGAUUUAGCCUACAGGAUGUCAGUUGUAUUAUGUAAUGUUGCUUCAGCAACUGGAAAUGACAAUAACAAUAAUAACGACAAUAUUAGUGAGGAUUCGAAUCCGGUUACCAUAUACAGGUGUCGUGCUCCAAUAGCAUCGUUAGAUUGUAUGGAGGAAUUCAGUGGUACGACAGCACAGCUAGAUUUCGGUCGUUCUACCAGUUUGGGUUCAAAUGCUGCUAUUCCAGUUCGCAACAAUGCUACAACCACACCUGGUUUGCGUUACAAAAACCUUGGCAAAAGUGGUCUUCGAGUAUCGAAUGUUGGCCUCGGAACAUGGCCUAUCUUUUCCGCUGGGGUUUCAGAAGAACAAGCUGAAUCUAUUCUACGGUUGGCUGUCGAUAGCGGUAUCAAUCUUUUUGAUCUAUCGGAAGCACAUUCUGAGUUCGUGAUUGAUAUUUUUUUAACAGGAGCUCGCGCGGAAAUUGAAUUGGGAAAAAUAAUCCAAAAGACAGGAUGGAAAAGAACAAGUUUCAUUAUAACGACAAAAAUCUACUGGAGCACUAAAUCCGAAGAGCGCGGUUUGUCUAGAAAGCAUAUAAUAGAGAGCGUUCAAGCAAGUUUGCAUCGACUGCAGUUAUCGUACAUAGAUAUAAUUCUCGUACAUAAGGCUGAUUCAAUGUGCCCUAUGGAAGAAAUAGUUCGUGCAAUGAAUUAUGUAAUUUCUCAAGGAUGGUCAAUGUAUUGGGGAACAGCCAGGUGGUCUCCAGUUGAGAUCAUGGAAGCUUACACGAAUUGUAGACAGUUCAACUGUGUGACCCCUAUUGUUGAACAGGCUGAAUAUCACAUGUUCUGCAGGGAGAAAGCGGAGCUAUAUCUUCCUGAGAUGUACAACAAAAUCGGUGUUGGUUUCAUGGCUUGGGGCCCACUUUCAAUGUGCUUAGGUGACACACAAAAUGGUGAACGAUUGUGGUUACCUAAAGGAUCAUUCAAAACCAAAAGUCAAAGUUAUUCCUGGACCGAAGAUGAAGUCAAUAAAGAAGAACGGCUGGAGGAAACACGAAGGAUGUACGAUAAAGCCAGAGAUAUAAGUAACCUUGCAGAAAAAUUGGGAUGUAAUGCAAUGCAACUAUCUAUUGCAUGGUCACUAAAACAUGAGCCAGUGCAAUGUUUGCUUUUGGGAGCAACUUCUGCUGAACAACUUCAUCAAAGUUUGCAAGCUUUACAACUUUUACCACGUCUAUCAACUGGUGUGAUGUUAGAGAUUGAGCGCAUUUUGGACAACAAACCUGUGAGGCCACCUCCCAUUUCGACACUUGCACUUCGGUGACAAUCAGCCUGCCCCCCGGGGCCUCCUAGCUCAACAGGAGUGCCUUGUGGGGCAGAGUCUCCGAAGGAAGAAGAUAUCAGUAUG
Ochlerotatus camptorhynchus is the source of this 1552-nucleotide messenger RNA. It is a transcript of the gene Hk, whose product is annotated as Hyperkinetic. The transcript is spliced from 9 exons. Gene Ontology annotation, biological process: regulation of potassium ion transmembrane transport; potassium ion transport. The coding region runs from base 176 to 1468 and encodes 430 amino acids. Gene Ontology annotation, molecular function: transmembrane transporter binding; potassium channel regulator activity; voltage-gated potassium channel activity. NCBI's taxonomy places the organism in Eukaryota, Metazoa, Arthropoda, Insecta, Diptera, Culicidae. Gene Ontology annotation, cellular component: cytoplasm; voltage-gated potassium channel complex. The record is from RefSeq and is a predicted model, not a curated record.